Messenger RNA from Lodderomyces beijingensis, 1938 nucleotides. Lineage: Eukaryota; Fungi; Ascomycota; Pichiomycetes; Serinales; Debaryomycetaceae. The record is from the annotation of a GenBank genome assembly.
AUGCUUCAUUUGGAUAAACUUUCAUCGUCCAAUGCCGUGCUCACAGCAGAGGACAAGGAGAAAGUGAAACGUGCCAUCCCCAAGCCUAGUAAUAAAAUCAUCGAUGCAACGGUGGCCAGAUUAUACAUUGCUUAUCCAGAUCCCACCAAGUGGGUGUUUACAGGAUUGAUGGGAGCAGUUGCCUUUGUUGACGACUUGGUCGGCCAUACUUUUUUCUUGAAGCUCGUGGACAUUACAGGCCAUCGAGGAGUCAUUUGGGACCAGGAACUCUAUGUCAACUUUGAGUACAACCAGGACCGGAAAUUCUUUCAUACUUUUGAAAUCGAGGAUUGUCUAGUUGGGUUGUUGUUUGAAGAUACAAACGACGCAACGCAUUUCUACAAGAGGGUCACGAACCGUCAAAAGCACGGAUCGAGUGCCACGGUGAAAAACAAGAGCGCCAUUGCCUUGAAGGAGAAAAGUGGACCAAAAGGCCCCAACGCACCUGGCCCACGAGGCGAAUAUAUGGACGUCAAUACUGCCCAGAGACAAAGGAGGGCAAAGGGGGUCUUGUACUAUGAUGACGUGCCGCCACCGGAAUGGAGGUCUCUAUAUGCGGAGUUGGAGGCCGCUGGCAUCACCGAGGAUAUGAUUGCCGACAACAGACAGUUUAUCAAGGACUAUAUCGCACAACAAGGAGGUCCAUUAGUUGGACUCGAACCUCCUAUACCUAGAAAGUACCAAAGAGCCAACGAAAAAAGUGAAAGUUUUGAAUCGAGCACCAUGACACCGCUGCACUCGGUAAAGAAAAACAAAAAAGCUCCGCCUCCGCCACCUCCGUCGGGACAAGCAGGAAACACAGCUACUUCAACACCGCCGCAGUACAACUCGCAAAGUCCCGAUACGCUGCUGGAAACUGCUUCACUAGCUGCAGAGACCCCCGAGCCAUCCACUUUUAAACCUACGUUUAGGUUACCUCCAAUGAACGCCAAGAUCCCAGGGAGAGCCCAAAAUCAAGCAGGUUCCAAUGACAAGCCAUUGCCGUCAACUCCGCCGACACUCCCUUAUUCACAACCGCAAGCUUCCACGUCCGCGUCCACGUCCUCGCCUGUUACUGCUGCUCCCGUCAAUCUGCAACCCACACCGCCUCGCACACAAUUUGCGGUGCCACCUCCAUUUGUGCCAGGACCAGGGCAAGUCAAUAAUAAUGGAGUCCCACCUGCUCCUCCAUCGCGAUCAAAUGGGCCACCACCACCUCCGAGAAAUGCGAACGCAGCGGCACCGCCACCUCCACCGAGAGGCGCCUCUUUACCACCAGCAAGAAACGGAGGGAACCCGCCUGCACCACCUCCUCCUCGAAGCUCACGUGGACCAGCGCCACCUCCUCCACCCUCCAGGUCGACACAUGCGAAUCCUGCAGUGCCUCCACAACCUCCACAGCCUCCGCAAAGGGCAGGAGUUGCAUCACCACCUCCACCGCCAAGACCAACGUCAUUUGCUACGUCUCCACCUCCACCCCCGGCAUCAUAUAACGCAAUUCCCAACAAUGGUCCUCCCCCUCCACCCCCGGCACCACCAAUGAUGAGCUCCAACAACGGUCCUCCAGCACCACCGCCUCCACCCUCGAUGGGCACGGGAGCACCGCCAGCUCCUCCUCCACCAGCUAUGCCGAUUGGUGGUGGUUUCUCGGAAGCCACAGGCGAUGCCGGUAGAGACGCUCUCCUUGCAUCAAUCAGAGGCGCAGGUAUCGGCUCGUUGAAAAAGUCAGACAAGUCCCAAUUAGACAAGCCAAGCGUAUUGUUGCAAGAAGCAAGAGGAGAAAAGUCUGCUACCGACCUAUCUUCAGCAAACCCCGCGGGAGGCCCGCCGGGAAGUUUAGCCGAUGCUUUAUCAGCUGCUUUGGGUAAGAGGAAAGCGAAAGUGGCCCACAGUGACGAUGAAGAUGACGACGAGUGGUAA